This is a messenger RNA of Mustela lutreola (European mink), 4854 nucleotides long. RefSeq names its product endoplasmic reticulum aminopeptidase 2 (gene ERAP2). Bases 295 to 3153 code for a protein of 952 amino acids. Gene Ontology annotation, biological process: proteolysis; peptide catabolic process. The transcript is spliced from 19 exons. Gene Ontology annotation, cellular component: cytoplasm. Gene Ontology annotation, molecular function: zinc ion binding; metalloaminopeptidase activity; peptide binding. Lineage: Eukaryota; Metazoa; Chordata; Mammalia; Carnivora; Mustelidae. The record is from RefSeq and is a predicted model, not a curated record.
CUUGUCCUACGACCAUCUAUAGUUCGUCUAUACUCUAAUGGACCAGCCAGUGUUGUAAUCAGUAGGCAUGCUAAGUUCCGGGUCCUACCAGAACAGAAAGUGAAAUCAAAAGUAAAUUCCCUUUCAUUCAAAUCUGCAACAGCAUGGAUUAAGGUCAAAUCCGUUUAUUGAAACGUAUCGUUCAGAUCCUGUGUGAUGUAGCUGGAGUGAGUACAGUGCUACAGAGAAUUAAGAGACUUAGUCUGGAUAUUAAUUUGUCUUCUAGAGAAUAGAUUUAGUAUCUAUUCUUCUGCAAUGGCCAAUCCAUGCAGAAAACUGAUAUUUAAUAUUUACAUGGGAUUUUACUGCUCAGCCAUUAUGGCCAAAAUAUGCAUUUGUUCUCAAUUUUCAACGUCAUCUAUUGAUCCAUUCAAUAAGGACCCUGGGGCUUUCCCCGUAGCCACCAAUGGGGAGCAAUUUCCUUGGAACGAGCUAAGGCUCCCAAGGGUGGUCAUUCCUCUCCACUAUGACCUUUUGGUCCAUCCAAAUCUUACCUCCCUGGACUUUGUUGGUUCUGAGAAGAUUGAAGUCUUGGUCAGAUAUGCCACCCAAUUCAUCAUCUUGCACAGCAAAGACCUUGAAAUCAUGAAUGUCAUCCUUCAAUCAGAGGAAGAUUUGAGAUACAGGAAACCAGGAAAAAGGCUGAAUGUUUUGAGUUAUCCUGCUCAUCAACAAAUUGCACUGUUGGUUCCAGAGGCACUAAUGACUGAUUUGAGAUACUCUGUGGCUAUCGACUUCCAGGCCAACUUAGCCAAUGGUUUUCAAGGUUUUUAUAAAAGCACAUACAGAACUCAUGGUGGUAAAACAAGAAUAAUUGCAGUAACCGAUUUUGAGCCAACUGAAGCCCGGAUGGCUUUCCCUUGCUUUGAUGAACCAUCAUUUAAAGCCAACUUUUCCAUCAAGAUAAGAAGAGAAAGUGGACACGUUGCACUAUCCAACAUGCCAAAGGUGAAGACAAUUGAACUUGAAGAAGGCCUCUUAGAAGAUCAUUUUGAAACUACUGUAAAAAUGAGUACAUACCUUGUAGCCUAUGUAGUUUGUGAUUUCAACUCUGUGAGUGGCACCACCUCCUCAGGGGUCAAGGUGUCCGUCUAUGCAUCUCCAGAAAAAUGGAGUCAAACCCAUUAUGCUUUGGAAGCAUCAUUAAAGCUACUCGAUUUUUAUGAAAACUACUUUGAUAUCAAUUAUCCACUCCCCAAACUGGAUCUAAUUGCUAUUCCUGACUUUGAGUCUGGAGCCAUGGAAAAUUGGGGCCUUAUCACAUAUAAAGAGACGUCACUGCUCUUUGAUACUAACACUUCUUCUGCUUCUGAUCAACUAUUGGUCACCGAAGUCAUAGCCCAUGAACUAGCCCACCAGUGGUUUGGCAACCUGGUUACAAUGGAAUGGUGGAAUGAUAUUUGGCUCAAUGAAGGUUUUGCAACAUACAUGGAACUCGUCUCUGUUAAUGCCACAUAUCCAGAGCUACAAUCUGAUGAUGCUUUUUCAGACGUGUGUUUUACAGUAAUUAAAAAAGAUUCAUUAAAUUCAUCCCGUCCUAUCUCCAAUCAAGCAGAAACUCCUACGCAGAUAGCAGAAAUGUUUGACUCCGUUUCCUAUAACAAGGGAGCUUGUAUUUUGAAUAUGCUCAAGGAUUUUCUGAAUGAGGAGAAAUUCCGCAAAGGAAUUAUUCACUACUUAAAGACGUUCAGUUAUGGAAAUGCUAAAAAUGAUGAUUUGUGGAACAGUCUGUCAAAUAAUUGUCUAGGUGAUUUUACAUCUGGUGAAUUUUGUUAUUCUGAUUCCAAGAUGACAAGCAAUACACUCGCCUUCCGGGAGGAAAGCACGGAGCUCAAGGAGAUGAUGGCGACCUGGACUCUGCAGAAAGGAAUUCCCCUGGUGGUGAUCACAAGAGAAGGGCGUUCCCUCAGGCUGCAGCAGGAGCGCUUCCUGAGCGGGGUUUCCAGAGAGGACCCUGAAUGGAGGGCCCUGCAGGAAAGGUACCUGUGGCAUAUUCCAUUGACCUACACCACGAGUUCCUCUAAUGUGAUCCAUAGACACGUUCUAAAAUCAAGGACAGAUACUCUGGAAUUAUCUGAAAAGACCAGCUGGGUGAAAUUCAACGUGGACUCAAAUGGCUACUACAUUGUUCACUAUGAGGGGCACGGAUGGGACCAACUAAUCACACAGCUGAAUCAGAACCACACACUUCUCAGACCUAAGGACAGAGUAGGUCUGAUUCAUGAUGCAUUUCAGCUAGUAAGUGCAGGAAGGUUGACCCUAGACAAAGCCCUUGACCUGACUCGUUAUCUCCAACAUGAAGCAAGCAUUCCCGCACUUCUCAAAGGUCUGGAAUACUUAGAGCUGUUUUACCGCAUGAUGGAGAGAAGGAAUGUUUCAGAUGUCACAGAAAACCUCAAGCAUUACAUUCUCCAGUAUUUUAAGCCAGUGAUUGACAGGCAAAGCUGGAGUGACAAGGGCUCUGUCUGGGACAGGAUGCUUCGAUCGACCAUCCUAAAACUGGCCUGUUACCUGAACCAUGCUCCUUGCAUCCAGAAGGCAACUGAACUCUUCUCUCAGUGGAUGGAAUCCAGUGGAAAAUUAAACAUUCCGUCGGAUGUUUUAGAGGUCGUGUAUUCUGUGGGUGCUCACACAGCAAUAGGUUGGAAUUACCUUUUGGAGCAAUAUGGACUGUCCAUGUCAGGUGCUGAAAAAAAGAAAAUUCUGUAUGCAUUGUCAACCAGCCAACAUCAGGAAAAGUUAAAGAAAUUAAUUGAACUAGGAAUGGAAGGAGAAGUCAUCAAGACACAGGAGUUGUCCACUCUUUUUUAUGUGAUUGCCAGAAAUCCAAAGGGGCAGCAACUAGCCUGGAAUUUUUUAAGAGAAAAUUGGACCCAUCUCCUAAAAAAGUUUGACUUGGGCUCAUUUGCUAUGAGAAUGAUCAUCGUUGGCCCAACAUCUCACUUCUCUUCCAAGGAAGAGCUGCAAGAGGUGAAACUGUUUUUUGAGUCUCUUAAGGCACAAGGGUUACAUCUGGAUACUUUUCAAAUGAUUUUGGAAACCAUAGCCAAAAAUAUUAAGUGGCUGGAGAGGAAUCUUCCCACUCUGAGGACUUGGCUACUGGUUAGUUCUUAAAUAGUCAGUAGAAAGAGCUCAUCACAUGUGGGCUUGAAGUCAGUAAAGCCCACGUCAAAGUCUUGGGUAUUUUGUCUAAACCAGUAAGAAGCCCCAAGAAACCAGCCACCGCAGCUGCCGGCUCUCAGCAGUUGUCUCUAGCUGACAGAUGUAUGAUGUUGAGGUGGGGGAAGUCCAGUUCAGUAGCUUACUUAAAUGUAAACUUCCUGAAUACUGGAGAUAUGUGGAGAUGUGAAUGUAGAUAUACAGACAGAGCUGCGAUAGAUUAGCCACAUCGCCCACUCCCUACACUGCCUUAUAGCAUGCUACUUGCUACUUUUUUGCUUUUUUGGUGUUUUUUCUAGCCUUGCUUAGCAUCCUGGACUUUGCCCAGCCAGUUUUACCUUCAAGGAAACAUAGCCAAUUCUUUUUUUAAAAAAUCUUUCAUUCGCAUCCUUUCAUUUCCUCCCCCUUUUCCUCCUUCAUCUCAGCCCGAAUAGUGUUUUCUAAUUUUUACCAUUCCUGGAAAAUUUGAAUCCAAUUAUGAAGUAUAAGGAUCAGAAAACCAGAGAAUUUGUCACCAAAUCUCUGAUUAUUAGAAACUAGGUGUCAGGGUUUACCCACAAAGCCAGGAGGGCUGCUUGGCUUGAGCCUCACUUUCUUUUUUUUAAGAUUUUUAAAAAAUUUAUUUGAGAGAGAGAGAGAGCAUGAGAGGGGGCUUGAGCCUCACUUUCUUUUUCUUUCUUUUUUUUUUUUUUAAGAUUUUUUAAAAAAUUUAUUUGAGAGAGAGAGAGAGAGCAUGAGAGGGGAGAAGGUCAGAGGGAGAAGCAGACUCCCUGCGGAGCUGGGAGUCUGAUGUUGGACUCGAUCCCAGAAUUCCAGGAUCAUGACCUGAGCCGAAGGCAGUGGCUUAACCAACGGAGCUACCCAGGCAUCCCCAGAGCCUCACUUUCAUUAAGAGCCUCAAGGAUAGCCUCCUGAGGUCAUCUCCACAGGCAGUAAAAUCUGCAGUCAUAGAGGUAAAGGAGAGAACAAUUAUACCUCACCACUUUAAACUGUACACUAUCACAGUUUUAAAACAUCUUUUGAAAAUUGCAAAAUUAGAUUGUAUCGUGUGUAUUUCCUGUUAACUUAAGGUUUAAUGUAAAUAUUUAAAUGGAUCAUGUUUUAUAACUCAGUUUUAGCAGUUCUUCAUAUUCUUAAGGGAAACUGGAUCUCUGAAAUGCUUUUCUAAAUGCUUAAAUUACUUGUUUUAUUAAUAAGGUAUUUGGAAUGAAUAAGGAAACCACCACUCUUAGAUAUCAGGUUGUAAAUUUAAUAAAUUCAUGUGCCCACAUAUGGAUCACUAUGAAGAUAUAAACAUGUUCUAGAAAAAUCUGAAUCAAUACACAGAUUAAUUUAUCUGGGCUAUUAAGGGAGGCUGGGAUAUCGGGGUACGAGUAAGGUGGGCAGAGCGCUAACCCAUCCAUUUUAGAGUGAUAUCUUGAAGGUUUACAGAUCUUUCUCUGGUGCCACGGACAGAGACAGAGUACAGCUUGGAUGGACCAUUGACAUGACCCAACACAUUUUGCUAAGUUUGUUUUCAGAUCAUUUCUUGGAAUCUUUGAAGCAUCUUUGACUCUAGAUUUGACUUGGUUGUGGUCCUACCAAGAUCUGUGUAACAUGUAAUACCCAUCUGGAAUUAAACGUACUUUCAAAUAAAGAAACUGAAAGAGUGAAGAA